AGCUCGACGGAAAGAGCCGCGCCGUCACCGACGGCCGGCGCGCCUCGUCGCGCGUGCCGCUGCGCGAGAGCCUCGAGAGCGGUGACCAGAUCGACCUCGGGUACUACGACCCGGCGGCGCGGCACUACGCGUGGGUCAAGUACGCGCACCAGACGGGCGACUGGCGCAUGCGCCUCCAGCUCUUCCUCGAGGACUGGCAGUCCUCGCCCGGCGCCUUUGUCUUCACGCUGACCGUGACGCUCGCGAUCAUCGCCCAGGUCAUCCUGAUGAUGGUCGCCACAAACUCGUUUGGCGCGGACCGGCUCAACGAGUGCGCGAUCUGGGUGCUGAGCUGGGUGGCCUGCCCCCGCCUCUCUCCGCACACCCUCCUCCCCGGGGCUCGCCCCCUCUCCACACCCGCCGUGUGUGAGAGAGCCUCACUGGCUUCUUCACGCUUCUUCACACUUCUUCACGCUUCUUCGCGCUUCUUCGCACUUCUUCACAGGUCCUCACUGGCUUCUUCACUAUCGAGCUCGUCCUGCGCACCGUCUCGAAGCGCUCCUGCAAGGAGAUGUGCUUCUCCGCCUACUGGUGGAUUGACCUCGUCUCGGUGCUGCCCGACUAUGUCGCCCUCGUCCUCGCCACCGCCGCCGGGUACGAGCUCGACCGCUGCGCGAUGGCGGACGACGACAGCGACGACGACGACGUGAUCGAGACUCUGCGCGCGUUCCUCCGCGUCUUCCGCGUCGUGCGGAUCCUCAAGAUAGCGCGCCUCAACCCCGACACGACGGUGCUGUACCGCGCGAUCCGGCUCUCGACCCGCGCCCUCGCCGUGCCCUUCACCUUCCUGCUCAUCGGCGCAUUCUUCUUCGGCGCCCCCCUUUGCGCGUGGCGGCGCGCAAUCAUCUACUACCUUGAGCACAUCGAGCUCGAGGUGCUCGCGGGCGGCAACGCGACUGAGGGCGGCAGCCCGUACAACGACCUCGGCGAGGCGAUCUGGUGCAUGAUCGUCACCUUCACGACGGUCGGGUACGGCGACGUGUCGCCCGAGGGGCACCUCGGCAAGAUGGUCUGCUCGCUCGCCAUCUUCGCGGGCGUGGUGCUCAUCGCGAUGCCGCUCGCUAUCGUGGGCAACAAUUUCGUCAUCGCGUGGGAGGAGCGCGCGACGAUGGCCUUCGUGCUGCAGGUGCAGCGCACGUGCAUCGACCGCAACAUCUCGCUCCUCGGCAUCCAGAAGCUCUUUGAGGACGCGGACACGCACGGCUCGGGCUAUCUCGACUACCUCGAGUUUCGCGUCUUUUGCGAGGAGCUCGGCCUCGAGUACACCCCCUCCGAGGCGCGCCGCCUCUUCCGCCUCUUCGACGAGGGCAAGACGGGCGGCAUCACCUUCUUCGAGUACUGCCACACCAUCUUCCCCGACCUCGACGUCGAGUGGCUCUACGACCGCGGCGUCGUCGGCGUCGGCCUAGGGGGCGCGAGCGGCGCCGCGUCCGACACGUACCCUCGCAUGAGCGCAAAGCCCGCCAGCCAGCACGGCGCGCCAGCGCGGACGGGGCGGCGGCCGCUCGGGCGGCUGCGCGCGCCGUCGCUCGUCUCUCCGCCGCGCCGCCUCUCGCCGCACCGCUCCCCAAAGCUGCGCCGUGACUACUCGCCGCCGCGCGACGCGGGCAGCCCUGCCGGCAGGGUGGCAGUGGGCAGCCCACCGGCACGCGGGGGGCUCGGCGGCGAGCGGGUCGGCUGGGGCGGCCUGCGCGGCGGCGGCGUCGGCACGCGCAACCGCGCGACGGCAAUCAUGAAGCAGGCGUCGCGCACGGAGCUGCGCGGCGGCGGCAGCAUGGCGGGCAGCAGCAUGAGCGGCAGCCGCGACGAGCGCUCCUGGCACGGCGCGUGCGGCUUGCAGCCGCCCCACCACCACGGCCGACACCUGGACCGCUUCCCCGCCGCCCCUGCGGCGCUCGCGCUCGCACUGGAGCGGAUCGAGCGGCAGCUCGGCACCGCCCGCGCCGACGAGCGCCCCAUGAUCCAGCGCGCCGCGCCCGAGCGGUCGUCGGCAGCCUCCUCCUCCUCCUCGGACGAGGACGAGCAGCCGUUCCUGCUCCGAUGACAGCGGGCGGCGGGCGGCGCGGAGGCUGCGGCACGCGGAGGCUGCAGCGCGCGGCGCCCGCUCGAGAGGCGAGAGGAGAGACCGGCGAGUGCGGGGAGUGGAGUUGCAGCUGCGGCCGGAUGGCCGGCGGAGAGGAGACGACGCGCGAGCGAGGAGCCGCGUGUCGGGGAGCGGGAGGGCGCAUGUGUCGGGUGUGUGUGUGGCGCUGUCGUCGCGCUGAGUAUUGAGUCCAUCGCGUACCUCGGGUGCACACCAUGUUGAGAAUUAACACAUCCAUACUUUUGG
Molecule: messenger RNA, 2368 nt
Organism: Emiliania huxleyi CCMP1516
Lineage: Eukaryota; Haptophyta; Isochrysidales; Noelaerhabdaceae
Exons: 14
Coding region: 551-2083 (510 amino acids)
Biological process (GO): potassium ion transmembrane transport
Cellular component (GO): membrane
Molecular function (GO): voltage-gated potassium channel activity; calcium ion binding
Source: RefSeq, a predicted model, not a curated record